UGUCAGCUUUUCGCACGAAAUUAGUAAUAAGAUAGCUGCCCGGGAAGUGCUUCGCAGACGAAGAAUAACAUGGAAGAAGAAAAAACAACGUCGCCAUCCCUGCAGCAAGCGGAGAACGAGUCCGCAGGCGAAUUGGAACAGCAGGCGUCGGUUGUGGAAAUGCAGGACAACACCUAUGAUAASGACAGUGAAAAGAGCAAUCUGAUUGUUGCCCAUGGGGAAGGGAGAAAAGAAGAAACUAGCGAAACAGCAAUAGAACCAGAACCAGAUACAAGAGCAGAACUAGGAAAAAACACGGCAACAGAAAGCGGGACUGCAGCAGAGGCUUCUAGGUCUCUCCAGUCCUCGUCAUUGUCCUCAUCGUCGUUGCUGUCGGACCAAGACCUCGCCGUUUUUGGAACACUGAACACCCAGCUGGCGGACGCCCUUGCCGAAAAGAUCGAAGCCGCCAUUUCGAAGGGAGUGGAUUCCCUUCCGUUGCUGGACGGCGACUGCUACCGGUCCGGAACUGCCAGACAAAGCACCGGAAGCGACGGUGGCAACGGCAGCGGGCACCCMAAAUCCCCCAAGGAGCGAUUGUGGGAGACCCUUCGGUACAGAUUCGUGCGCAACGUGGACGUACUGGAAGCCUAUUGUGCCCAGCACCUCCUGACGCUGAGAAAGCAUCCACCGGCGAGGCGCAAACGGAUCGUAGCCGUUCUGCGGUACGGGCCGGGGGCACUCGAGCCCCUGUCGGAAGCCGYGGCGUCGGAGGAUCUUCCGCAAGAAAAGUACCCGUCCCUCUCCGAGCUUUCUAGCGAAGAAGAGCGAACGAAGGUCUCCGGCGACAUUGCCCGCCUCGAGGCCGACAUCGAGAAGGYACGCAGCCGGCGAAACGAGCUCCUGGCGGCCCUCGAGUCGACAAGGCGCGCCGGAGACCRCCUGGCGGGGGUGRCCGAAACCAUCYCGGGGGCCUCCCUUGCCUCCGUGAAGCAAGAGGUUUCCGGUCUGGUCGAAGGGGGCCGCGCCCUGGGGCCAUUGAACGACGAAGCCAGGGAUCUCCUYGGAACACUCGAGGGUAUCAAGCGGGACCGCAGCAGCCAAGAGACAAACGACAGCGGCGACGAAACCUUUGACUUUGAGCAGCAGGACGAUCCACUGUCUCGCGGGGCCCUGGUCCAAAAACGACGAAAGGCCCUGGCGCCCRUGGAGGCCUACCGUCGCGACAAGCGGGAGCUCGGCCUCCUCACGGACUCCACCAAUACCGGAAGCAACACGGGURUCGAUGACGGYAGCGCCGGUAUCAACCUCCUAAAGAGCGUUCGAGACAGGCUGGUGGCCUCCCGGCCGUUGCCGACAAAACCCUCGUGAUGCAUGCCAAACUAGUUUGCACUGUAUGCAGUAUUUAGGGGCAACACUGCACUGCACUGCAACGAAAAACCAUUUAUAAAUUUUGUUACGGCCG
Pseudo-nitzschia multistriata is the source of this 1444-nucleotide messenger RNA. The record is from the annotation of a GenBank genome assembly. NCBI's taxonomy places the organism in Eukaryota, Bacillariophyta, Bacillariophyceae, Bacillariales, Bacillariaceae.